Messenger RNA from Arabidopsis thaliana (thale cress), 2069 nucleotides. RefSeq lists its product as uncharacterized. The transcript has a single exon. Bases 98 to 1516 code for a protein of 472 amino acids. The record is from RefSeq and is marked reviewed. NCBI's taxonomy places the organism in Eukaryota, Viridiplantae, Streptophyta, Magnoliopsida, Brassicales, Brassicaceae.
UGUUUAUUAUGUUGUGAAUUGUUCUGCUUAUAAAUCAAACCAAACAUUGUAUUUUGGCUCUGAAGAUUGAAGGAGCUAAACUGAAACUGCAAUAUAUAUGGCUUCUACAGGUGGUGGGAAAGAUGGAUCUAAAGGUUUUGUGAAGAGGGUUACAUCAACUUUCUCCAUUAGGAAAAAGAAGAACACAACAAGUGAUCCAAAACUACUUCUUCCUCGAUCGAAAUCAACCGGUGCUAACUAUGAAUCUAUGAGGCUACCUCAGGGGAAAAAGGCUCUUCCAGAUGUUGUUACAACAAAAGACACAAAGAGAACCAAAUCUGCAGGUGUUUCGCCACAACCAAGACGUGAAAAGAUUGAUGAAUCCGGUAAACAGUUUAUGAAGGUGAGAUGUUUUGAUGACAGUGACUCCAUUUGGUUAUCUUCAGAUUGUGCCUCUCCUACGUCUCUUUUAGAGGAACGUAGAUUAUCUGUCUCGUUUCAUUUCUCAGUAGACGAAAAGAUCGUCUCGUGGUUGUCCAGUGUGGCUAACUCUUCUCUGUCUUUAAAUCAAGAAUCCACCAGCUCAAACAAAGAGAAUCAUCAUCAAAAAAGUUCAAAGAACACAAAAACUUCUUUAGAAAACGUUCGAAAAGAUGGAAAAGUUUGCAACUCAUCAGCUGGGAAAGCUCGUGGUACUGGUUCUGCAAAGCCGUCUUUACCAGAAAGCAACAACAAGACUUGUCCUCAGAAACAAUGUGAAGAGUCAUCUAUUUCCAACAGAUUUGUGACUCUUGAAGAAAAGAAAGUUAGCUUCUCAGUAGCAAAAACAGAGAAGUCUCCUUCACCAGAUAACUCAACUGCCACUGCGACAUCAUCAUUAAAGAAGAGUGCAGAGAUUGGGGUCACAAAGAGUAAGAUUGUUGUGGAGCCACUUUUUUGGCCAUUUGAGCAGAAGUUUGAUUGGACACCAGAGGAUAUUUUAAAGCAUUUUUCAAUGUCUCCGAGGAGAAAGAAGUCGCUAGGAUCCAAGAUUGCAGGUACCUCUCCAAGAUCAAUGAGGGCACAACUCCAAACAAGAAAGCUAGAUCUAAAAGAAGGGUGUAAGAGAAAGCUCAUGUUCAACGGUCCUGGAUCAAAUUCAAAACCAACAAGAAUCCCAGAACUAAACAGAACAAUCAGCAAUAGCAGCAACAAUAGUAGCAUGAAGAAAACCGAGAUCAGCAAGAACCAACAACCUAUAAGGAACAGUGUGAAGAGAAACAAAAGUUUACCGUCGAGGUUGAGAAAAUCGAGCAAAAUAUCUUCAAAGGUGGUACCUAUUGAAGCUGCGGAAGAGAGUGGAGAAAUAGUUAAAGAGCAAAAAACACCUAAGAAGCUCAUCAUGACCCGCAAGUCCAGGACAUUCUUAGAAGAUGACUUUGCUUUAAUGAAUGAUUUCUCUAUAGAAAAGGCGGUCGGGCUUUGCGAGUUUAAGGGAAGAGAAGGCAUAGAUUCAGAUUUCAACACUGAUGGUUUCUUGUUCGACGAUUCUCUAUGAAAAGAAAAGGCUUUACAGGUUCGAUACGGACGUCAUAGAUUCACCACCUUCUCGCGUCGUCACAACAGAGAUACCACCUGCUCGCGAUCCGACGACACCACCAGCACCACCGCCGGAGUGGUUAAUGAGAGAGAUGGCGAAGGAAAACGGCUAUAACCCUAGGCUGAUCAUGUCUAGGACUCUGACGAAGAACGAUGUAAGCAAAAGGCAGGCAUGUCUCUUGAUUCUUGGGAAACUUGAAGGAUCAGAAUUUCUUGGAAGACAAGGAAGCUUUAUUGUUGGAAACACAAUCCUUGAUGACUGAUGCUCGAGCGGUUCGUGAGUGUCUUUUUUGGAUCCGCUGUAAGUGAAGUCUAUUUGAAAAAAACGGAAAACCACAUUGAUCUGUGGUGUAUAUGGGGUUAUGUUCUAUUUGAAAGGAGUCUUUUUCUCUUUGUUGUUUUCAUAUUUCAUAAGAUCAAGCUAUGCUUCAAAGCAGAGGGAUGGAUUGUUCUUGUUUCAAUUCUGAUCAUUUUUUUUUGCUACACCUAGGAAAGAUGAUUUGCUGUCUUGC